AUGCCGAUAAUAGGAGCGGAUUUCCUAACCCAUUACAAACUAUCUGUUGAGUUGGCGUCACAAACUUUAACUGACACAAGCACAAAUUUACAACGUUGUGGUUUCAUUUCUAAGUAUUCGACAAUCGGUCUGACUACUGUUAUACCUACAGCCAAUGGCUACGAAAAGAUAAUGUGUCAGUACCAAUCGCUACUGUCACUGUCAACCCAUAUUGAACCCGUAAAGCACCAUGCUACCCAUAGUAUUAAAACUACAGGACCUCCAGUCCAUUCUCAACCUCGCAGGCUCCAUCCGAGUAAACUAAAAAUAGCUCGCGACGAAUAUGACAACAUGCUCAAAUUAGGUGUAAUCCGUCCUUCAGCCAGUCCUUAUGCCAGUCCUCUACAUACGUUAUCUAAAGCUGACUCAGCCAGUUGGCGUCCGUGCGGCGAUUACCGAUUACUAAAUGCACAAACUCUCCCGGACAAGUACCCAAUUCUGCAUAUUAAAGAUUUCGCCCUUUCGUUAGAAGGCGCUAAAUUAAGCUAA
Acanthosepion pharaonis is the source of this 528-nucleotide messenger RNA. The record is from the annotation of a GenBank genome assembly. NCBI's taxonomy places the organism in Eukaryota, Metazoa, Mollusca, Cephalopoda, Sepiida, Sepiidae.